Messenger RNA from Soboliphyme baturini, 432 nucleotides. Lineage: Eukaryota; Metazoa; Nematoda; Enoplea; Dioctophymatida; Soboliphymatidae. The record is from the annotation of a GenBank genome assembly.
AUGGGUGGCACCAUUGUCCCCGCUUCUGAUCGCACACUAUGGAAAAAGCGGUCGGGCAACGACAAUGAGACGAACAUCUAUUUGCAGAUCUCGAAAGAUAUUCUCUGCUCCUUUACGCCGAAAUUCUAUCGGGAGGUCGAAUAUAAAGGCGAAGUUUUUAUUGAAAUCGAAGAUCUCACCCAGCGUUUUAGCAACCCUGCUAUAAUGGAUAUAAAAAUGGGAACGAGGACAUUUUUGGAAUCAGAAGUCACCAAUCCAAUGAAACGACACGAUUUGUACAAGAAAAUGAUCAGUCUCGAUCCCGAGGAACCAACUGUCGAAGAAAAAGCAGAAGAAAGCAUAACAAAACUUAGAUAUAUGCAAUUUCGAGAAAAUGAAAGUUCAACGGCCAUGUAUGGAUUUCGAAUCGAUGCAGUAAAGGUCAUUCCUUAG